GCUUCCGGUGACGUCACGGGAGAAGCAUGGCUGCGGGCUGCAGGUGGAGAAGUCUUCAUCAGAGGGAGAGAGACUGAGCCUGGAGGGGCUGAGAAAGUGAAAGAUCCACCACCUGGCAUGGAAACCUGUCCAUUCUGCGGGAAGGCCUUCAAAAGGCUAAAGACCCAUUUACCGCACUGUAAGGCAACCGAGCAGGCAAAGAAAAGUCCAAAAACGGGGAAGAAGAAAACUUUAUUGGUGGAAGCAAAAGAGCAAAACUUAAAGAAGAAAAUUUUGCAGAACCCGAAGGAGGCCAGUUCAUUGGCACCAGCAGACCCCCUUCAUGUAGCAGUCACACCGCCUCAAGCCUUGCCAGGAGGCUCCAAAUUCUUGAAGGCCUCAGAGGACAACUGGACUUGGCCCGACCGCGAGGCAGAUUUUAGAGGUGCCAAGGGGAAAUCGAGAAGCGCUGGUGUCAAGUCAACUGUAUAUGAGAAAGUUUCCAAGAAAGCUUUAUUGGAGGAAACCAAAGAGCAAUGCAUAAAAAAUAAAGUUUUGCAGAACCCGAAGGUGGCCAGUUCAUUGGCACCAACAGACCCCCCUCAUGUAGCAGUCACACCACCUCAAACAUCAGCUGUUCAAGCCUUGCCAGGAGGCCCCGAAUUCUUGAAGGCCUCAGAGGACAACUGGACUUGGCCAAACCCCGAGGCAGAUUUUAGAGUUGACAUAGGGAAAUCGAGAAGCGAUGAUGUCAAGUCAACUGUAUAUGAAGAAGUUUCCAAGAAAGCUUUAUUGGUGGAAGCAAAAGAGCAAAACUUAAAGAAGAACAUUUUGCAGAACCCGAAGGAGGCCAGUUCAUUGGCACCAGCAGACCCCCUUCAUGUAGCAGUCACACCGCCUCAAGCCUUGCCAGGAGGCUCCAAAUUCUUGAAGGCCUCAGAGGACAACUGGACUUGGCCCCACCGCGAGGCAGAUUUUAGAGGUGCCAUAAGGAAAUCGAGAAGCGAUGGUGUCAAGUCAACUGUAUAUGAAGACGUUUCCAAGAAAGCUUUAUUGGAGGAAGCCAAAGAGCAAUGCUUAAAAAAUAAAGUUUUGCAGAACCCGAAGGAGGCCAGUUCAUUGGCACCAACAGACCCCCUUCAUGUAGCAGUCACACCACCUCAAACAUCAGCUCUUCAAGCCUUGCCAGGAGGCUCCAAAUUCUUGAAGGCCUCAGAGAACAACUUUACUUGGCCAAACUACAAGGGAGAUUUUAGAGGUGCCUUAGAGAAAACGGCAAACAUUGGCAUUAAGUCACCUUUAUAUGAAGAAGUUUCUAAGAAAUCUUUAUUGGUGGAAGCCAAAGAGCAAUACCUAAAUAAGGAAGGAGAUGACACCAUGGAAACGACAAAAAAGGCACAGCCUUUUAAUGAGAGCCUUUUCCAGAAACUUAAGCUGCCUUCUGAGCCAAAUUCUUCUUUUCUGCCAUCAACCAUGGUUUUCUCCUCUCACAGACCUCAUAGUGAGUUUCCAAGGCACGGUGAUCAUGUACAAUUACCACAUAUAUCUCGCCAACUGCAGACUCAUGAAUCUGACGCAUUAAAGAGCAUGGAGAAGUCUUUAGAGGGCCAACUAGACCUGACCCCAGCCAACGAGACCAAGACUGCCCUGCCGGUCAGAGAUCCGUUAUCAAGAAAUUGCUCUUUGGGUCUGCAGUGGAUUCCAGAACUGCACUCCAAUUACAUCCAGCUGAAAAUUGUUCCUGAACAAAUAGAUUUAAAGAGUUCCAGAGGGAGAAUGGGAAAGUCCAUAGCUCCGGGACCUUUUGACCCAGAGUCCUGUAGGCCUACACAGCGUCCGCCCAUUCCGGAGGUCCCGCUGACGUCGCGACGGCUGAUGAAUGUUAGGAUCGGUGAGCUGCCUUCCUGGCUGGCGCUCCAAAGACUCUCCAUGAAUACUAUUCCUGAAUUGGGGGUCAAAGCGUGGACUCGAUACUACAACAAAUACAUCAAUGUGAGGAAAGGAGGGAUAGGAGGCCUGGCGAUGCUGCUCACUGGCUACUGCGUCCUGAGCUACUCCUGGAACUAUCGCCGCAUACGACAGGAUCGCUGGAGGAAAUACCACUAAGACUUUUCAUCCAGUGAGAAAGGUCCAAACACUCCAUAUUGUCACCAGCAAGCCAAAAACCACAGCGAGGCCUGAGCCGUGUGGUGCGAGUUCCUUCCGGAGGUCCCGUUUGACGGUCCAGAUGUGACAGUUGAGCCUGGCGCUCCAGAGACUUUCCGUUAUUGAAACCUGAUUUUUCAUUGGCUGUUCCUCAAGUGCCUUUUUGUUUGUUUGAGUGUUUCCUCAAUAAUAGUUUUGCGGACUGCUGUUUGAUGCUCAGUUAUUUAAUAAAAGUUAUUUUUUCCUCAAAA
Messenger RNA from Rana temporaria (common frog), 2375 nucleotides. RefSeq lists its product as uncharacterized. The transcript has 5 exons. Bases 118 to 2085 code for a protein of 655 amino acids. NCBI's taxonomy places the organism in Eukaryota, Metazoa, Chordata, Amphibia, Anura, Ranidae. The record is from RefSeq and is a predicted model, not a curated record.